AUGAUCUUCAAGAAGCCAACUUUCGCCCUUUGCUCCAGUCUUCCCGCCUUGCUUCCAUCGUCACACCCCUGUUAUAGCAUAACGUCAUCAUCAUGUAGUACGAACACGCGAUGGCCUCCGUGUCAAGAGCACGGCCAUGUCUUCUUGCGUCGACAAUAUUAUGCUACGGUUUUCGACGGGUCCAAGAAGUCGGCUACCUCUUCUAACGAGCAUGCCUGGCCUGAGUCGCCACACCCCACCCCCUAUGAAAUCUUCGACCAACAGAAGAGUGCGCCAUAUAGCAAGACCAAAUUCUAUGAAUUGGUUAAGCUCUAUCAUCCCGAUAGGCAUCAUCACGUGCCAACCCACCGGCUGUCGCAUUCCGCCCGGCUUGAGCGUUAUCGGUUGGUCGUUGCAGCAAAUCAGAUUCUCAGCGACCCAUCUAAGCGACGAGCCUACGAUUUGUACGGCGCAGGAUGGGGCGGAAUGCGAAAUAUGGAAAAUCUCUACCGCUCCGCCGACAGGUCUUGGCGCGACGUUCCUGGGAAUCCGAGCAUGAACGCCACAUGGGAGGAUUGGGAACGAUGGUACAAUGAAAGGGAUGGGAAGAAGGAGAAGCAAAGUCCUGUUUAUAUGUCUAACCAGCUAUUUGCCGGUGUGCUAUGCAUAUUCGUGGUUAUCGGAAGCGUGGGCCAAGCGCGCCGCGCAAAUUCAAACACGACAAACUUAGUAGAAAUGAGGGAGCAGAGUCAUGCGAUUAUCAGUCACGAUAUGAGACAGCGUCAGACUGAGCAGGCGACCCUCAACAGACAUGAGAGAGUAGAAAAUUUUCUGCGACAGAGGGAGGGUUGGGCUUUGGCCGCAACAGAAAUCCCCCGCUCAGUAUCAGCCUCUGAUGAGAAAUAA
Molecule: messenger RNA, 885 nt
Organism: Daldinia childiae
Lineage: Eukaryota; Fungi; Ascomycota; Sordariomycetes; Xylariales; Hypoxylaceae
Product: J domain-containing protein 1
Exons: 1
Coding region: 1-885 (294 amino acids)
Source: RefSeq, a predicted model, not a curated record